CUGAGAUCUGUCAGUGUAACCUUCCGCCUGCGGUAGAUGUGCUGAGGCUGGAGUAGCCACCAUUUUGCAUGUCUAGUGUGUUCCUCCUUCCAUUGCUAAUAGAGACGAUUCCUGGUAUUAUCUGGUAUCAUUCCGGCUUAGAAUGCCAGCUCCGAUCAGACUGCGGGAGCUGAUCCGGACUAUCCGGACAGCACGAACCCAAGCAGAGGAGCGAGAGAUGAUCCAGAAAGAGUGUGCUGCUAUCCGCUCUUCUUUCCGAGAAGAAGAUAAUACCUAUCGUUGCAGGAAUGUGGCAAAGCUACUGUAUAUGCACAUGUUGGGCUACCCAGCCCAUUUUGGACAGCUGGAGUGCCUAAAGCUUAUUGCGUCCCAGAAGUUCACAGACAAACGAAUAGGUUAUUUAGGAGCGAUGCUGCUGUUGGAUGAGAGACAGGAUGUUCAUCUACUAAUGACGAAUUGCAUUAAAAAUGACCUAAACCACAGCACACAGUAUGUCCAGGGUCUGGCCUUAUGCACAUUGGGCUGCAUGGGUUCAUCAGAGAUGUGUCGUGACUUGGCUGGUGAAGUGGAGAAGCUGCUAAAAACAUCCAACUCAUACUUGAGAAAAAAGGCAGCCUUGUGUGCGGUUCAUGUCAUAAGAAAAGUUCCAGAACUUAUGGAAAUGUUCCUUCCAGCCACAAAAAACCUGCUCAGCGAGAAGAACCAUGGUGUUCUCCAUACAUCAGUUGUUCUCCUCACUGAGAUGUGUGAGAGAAGCCCGGAUAUGUUGGCCCACUUCAGAAAGCUGGUUCCACAGUUGGUGAGGAUCCUGAAGAACCUAAUCAUGUCCGGGUACUCUCCUGAGCAUGAUGUCUCAGGCAUUAGCGACCCUUUCCUUCAGGUGCGGAUAUUAAGACUUCUACGAAUUUUGGGCAAAAGCGAUGAUGACUCUAGUGAAGCAAUGAAUGACAUUCUUGCACAGGUUGCAACAAAUACAGAGACAAGUAAAAAUGUUGGCAAUGCAAUCCUGUAUGAGACUGUAUUGACCAUAAUGGACAUAAAGUCUGAAAGUGGACUACGAGUCUUGGCCAUUAACAUUUUAGGUCGCUUCCUUUUAAACAAUGACAAAAAUAUAAGAUAUGUGGCAUUGACAUCUCUACUGAAGACUGUACAGACGGACCAUAAUGCAGUGCAAAGGCAUAGGAGCACUAGUGAUUGUUUGAAAGACCUGGAUGUUUCAAUUAAAAGACGUGCAAUGGAACUAAGCUUUGCUCUAGUCAAUGGCAACAACAUCCGAGGAAUGAUGAAGGAGCUGCUGUACUUUUUGGAUUCCUGUGACCCUGAAUUUAAAGCGGACUGUGCAUCAGGAGUCUUUCUAGCUGCAGAAAAAUAUGCUCCAUCAAAACGAUGGCACAUAGACACAAUUAUGAGGGUUCUGACCACAGCAGGGAGCUAUGUCCGAGAUGACUCUGUUCCCAAUCUUAUCCAGCUGAUUACCAACAGUGUGGAGAUGCAUGCCUACACAGUCCAGAGACUCUAUAAGGCACUCCUGGAUGACAUUUCACAGCAACCUCUAGUGCAAGUGGCGUCAUGGUGCAUAGGUGAAUAUGGGGACUUGCUUGUAUCUGGACAAUGUGAAGAAGAGGAGCCAAUCCAGGUGACUGAAGAUGAAGUUCUGGAUGUGCUGGAAGGACUUCUAGUGUCUAAUCUGUCGACUCCUGUAACUCGGGGCUACGCUCUUACUGCCAUCAUGAAGCUGUCUACACGCUUCAGCAGUGUUAACCGAAUCAAAAAGGUGGUUUCAAUAUAUGGAAGUAGCAUUGAUGUGGAGCUGCAGCAGAGAGCAGUGGAAUAUAAUGCACUUUUCAAAAAAUAUGACCAUAUGAGGCCAGCUUUAUUAGAGCGUAUGCCCAUUAUGGAGAAAACCUCGGCAAAUGGCCCAACAGACAUUGUCCAGACCAAUGGAGAGACAGAGUCCUCUGUUGUAGAGACCAAACAUCCACCCCCAGUCACCCAGCCAGCCAACCAGGCCAAUGAUUUAUUAGAUUUGCUCGGUGGUAAUGAUGUUCCAGUAAUUCAGACACUACCCACAAAACCAGCUUCAGCAGGUGGAGAGCUUCUUGAUCUGCUCGGUGAUCUCUCGCUAAGUGGCAAUUCAGCGCCUCCUGCUCCCACUGUCCCGGUUUCCCAGCCCCCUUUCCUUCUAGACGGCCUUUCCUCACCGCCCCUUUUUAAUGAUAUUGCUGCAGCAGGUAUCCCACCCAUGACGGCAUAUAACAAGAAUGGUUUGAAGAUAGACUUCACAUUUGAGCGAGCUAACCCCAAUCCAAACAUCGCUGUCAUCACCAUUCAUGCUUCCAACUCAACAGAGGCAGAAAUGACAGACUUUGUUUUUCAAGCUGCAGUACCAAAGACAUUCCAGCUGCAGCUCCUAUCACCUAGCAGUAAUGUUGUCCCGGCACUAAACCAGGGAACGGUAACACAGGUCAUCAGAGUCCUCAAUCCACAGAAGCAACACCUACGAAUGAGGAUCAAGUUAACCUACACCCACAAAGGCUCACCUGUGCAAGACCUUGCUGAGGUGAACAACUUCCCACCUCAGUCGUGGCAGUGAUUAUUGCCUGUGUGGCUCCUAAAAGCCCCGUUAAGGGAACUUUGAAAACUAUUUUCUUUUCACUUCCCUCCUUCUUCCAACGGAACCCGCUGUGACACACACAGACAGCUGCCCUCAAGUUGCAUGGGAAGCAGCAAAGAAUCUAACACAGAAAAAUGUUGAUGUUAUGAAGAUCUUAUAGAGAACAAUUCGGUAAACAUAUCAAUCAAUGUACUACUCUUGUGUGUUAUUUUUUUGUCAUGUAUUUCACGAUUUACCUUCACAGAUCAUAUUUGCGCCACUCACUUUUCAAGAGAAAUAAUCCAAUAUUUUCAGUUCAGUCAAAUGUAUGCUUGAUUAGAUUAAAUUAUCAAUACAGUUAAUAGUUCAAUGUUUCAGUUUGCAGUCAGAGUUUGACCUAAAGGCACAUGUCUCUUUGAUGGACAAACUCUCACAUGUUGUCAUAAAUCUCUAGGUUUAAGCCUUUUAGUAAUCUGUGAUUAUAUUAAUUUUAUAUUAGGCGACAAAAAAAUAACAUCACUUUUGUCACAUGAUGGUAACAAAUUCAUCUGGUGGUUCUUUUUUAGUUUCAGGGGUCUAUAAUAAAUUAAAAUGUGCAAACUUUCUGCAUCAAACCUAUCCAUACCUGGGUCCUCACAUUCUGGCUUACAGUUGAGAUGUUGCAUUUAGAUUGCAAAUAGUUCAAAUUUCUUUGGUCACCAUGCACAUACAUGGUAGUUUUGAAUGUAGUUACCAUGCACUGAAUGCUUCUCGUCUAUUAAUCUUUUUCAUAAGUCUCCUCUCUUGGGGACCCUCAUCCUUUUCGCACUACUAUGAUUUACGUUUGUCUUUAGUCGAUUGACUUAAUUAUUUAUGCCUGAUAUCAAAGUGAUGUGCCUUUCUGACUUGGGUGGAUAAAACUCUUGAGUUCCUUAAGAGCUUUGUUUGUACGUCUUCUUAAAUGCUGUUGGAAUCUGGGGUCGCUGUGCAGCUUCAAAUAUGAUCAUAGUUUUUUAAUUUGCUGAUGCACUAACAAUUGUCACAUGAAAUUUUCUGGAGGCCAAAAAAUAUAGUUCAUUAGUCCCAAUUUAUGUUCUUCACAAAUUCUAAAACCCCCUGGAGAAAUCAAAUUGUCAAAAGAAAUCUUGAUUUCUGGCAGCUAAAGUAAUCAGUAAUGAUAUCCCUACUGGUACUUUGGUACUGGCUGUGGUGAUAUUGCAUUACAAAGAGACUUCAAAUUAUAAUCGUAUCUAUGCUGUCUGGGACAGUGUUCUUAAUACCUCUCAAUGUUCUUGUGUUUUGGCAUUGGAAUGAGCUUGAAAAUGAAAUGGAAGCAUUGCAUGAAAGGAUGAGUGUUAUUGUACCCAUCACUUAGCAGCACCAUAAUGGCGAGUGGGAAUCACCAGAUGUUUAAUUGUGGGGUAGUUUUCACUAUACUUCACUGUCUAACUUAACUUGUGACCAAAUUGGUAAGACUUUUAGCUUUGGAAAUAUUUUGAGCUGUGUAUGUAUAUGGAGAAAAUUCACUUUUUGUUGCUGAAAAAUACUUUGGCUUGUUCUGUACAUACGGAGAGCUUUUACAAUGAUCUCUUGUACGAUCUACAUUUUGUCUCUUGUACUAUCUCUCAAUCCUUUUUUUUUUUUUUUUUAAGAUCAUUUUUAUUAAUCUUUAAUUUUCUAAAUAAUUCAAUUAUUCACCUUGUAUAUUACUAAAUACAUCUAGUCAGCACUGGUCUCCAAAGACCUCCGUGUAUCAUCACUCACUUAUUGUAAAAUAUAUGAUCUGCCUGUAUAUUGUAUAUAGUUACAAACAAAAGCUGAUCAAAUUAAUAAAACACAAAAGAUUUAGACAAGAAAUUAAAUUGUAUGCAUAUAUGUACAAAACUUAAUGAAAAGAUGCAAUUGAACUGCAUUAGUUCUACUAUUCUCCAUACUUCAUUCAUGACUGGAGGAGUCCCUAGUUUCUUUCACAGAGAUGUUGUUUGGGGCUUUUGGGUGUUGACAUGGAUCAGUGGAUGUGUUCUGUACUACUGAAAAACAGGGACGCACACAUAGAUGUGGCACUGGAUGUCAGUCCUGUUUUCCUGACAUGUAUUCUGUCAUCUUUAAGAAUACAUUUUGUUUGGCAUAUAUAAUAUACCCAUACUUAAUAGUAUGCCAAGUUGCACCUUAUAAUAUUUAUAAAUCUUAUGUAUGGGAUAUUGAUGAGUUGCAGCUUAGGCCUUUAUGGCAUGCGAUUGUAACUAAAAAAAAAUAACAAAAAGCAACAUACUUUUCGCAUGUCAUACUUAAGUUGGUGGUUUGCUCUUAUUAGAUCUGUGAGAUGACGUUAUAAAUCAAGUCUUUUGUUUGCCUGUCAGAAUAUUAGGCGUGUGUAUCAGGGUUUCAUUCAAUUCAUGUGAGGAGCUUUAUUUUGCUGCAAUGCUGCUUCACCAGCAUCAAUCCCAGGGGGAAAGCCUGUGCUACCAGAUCAAAACCACAAGGAGGAGCUGUGCAAAAGUCCUCACAUGACAGUGAGAUGCAUAGGCUACAUUUUUAUCUGAAUGUUUUUAUUGGUGGUGUUUUAUUGUCUUAUUCAUCCAGUGUAUUUGUUUGUCAUAACUUAUCAGACUACCGAGAAUCAUGUACAAUGGAGUUGACAUAUCACAAGUGCAUUGGACAUAGUAACAAGUGAAUGAGGAGAAGUGGACCCAAUAGCAGUGGUGUGCUCAAAGUGUGAAGUGUAGCCUUCUGUGUGUGUGUGUGUGUCUGUGUCUGUCUGUGUGCGCGCCAGACAAAGAGGACGGAGGGAUGAUGUAGGACAUGUCUUGCCUAUAUUGGACAAUUUCAAUUUUCAGCUUCUGAGCUGCAUGUGAAACCUGUGUAAAUACUCAUUUCUACUUUUUGAAAUGCAAGAAAAGUUUCAAACCUGUCACACCAACUUCAUGACACAGAACUUGGAUGUACUCUUACUUGGUCAGGUAGCGCCCUCUGUCAUGUUUGUAAGAGUCCACCAGCCAAUCCGUGAUUAAUUGGAUGUUUUUUAUACAGCUGCAGUAAAUUAAAAUGCAAACAAAGGGCUUGUAAAAGCAUUAGAAUAAUUGCAUUGGUCCCAGUUAUAAAUGCAUUCACUGUAUUUUAAAAACAACUCUUUGUAACUCCCCUGUACUGUACGACAUAGGGUUUCUAAUUAUUUAAUAAUUUUUGGAAGAUGAGGCCUAAGGUUGACCUUUCAGUCAGGUUUAGCGUUGAACUGAAUAACAGUUCCAUGACUUUCAAGGUGAGUGUGAAUGUCAAGACUGAAUAAUGAUCAGAUAAAAUGCUGUAAACUAUUAAAUGGGAUAUUUUCAAUUUAUGCUGUGUAUUGUCUUUUGGGUUGGAGAAAAUAAUUAAGCAAAAACCUAAAUAAAAAUCUAUCAAAGUUA
This is a messenger RNA of Periophthalmus magnuspinnatus, 5976 nucleotides long. It is a transcript of the gene ap1g1, whose product is annotated as adaptor related protein complex 1 subunit gamma 1. Gene Ontology annotation, cellular component: AP-1 adaptor complex; Golgi apparatus; membrane coat. NCBI's taxonomy places the organism in Eukaryota, Metazoa, Chordata, Actinopteri, Gobiiformes, Gobiidae. Gene Ontology annotation, molecular function: clathrin-cargo adaptor activity. The record is from RefSeq and is a predicted model, not a curated record. Gene Ontology annotation, biological process: intracellular protein transport; receptor-mediated endocytosis; Golgi to vacuole transport.